GCUGCUUCUGAGCGAGAAGGAAACCAAAACAACAUGGCGGCCUCCACACAGCACGUUGAGUCCACGUCCAAAGAGACAGAACCUCCAGAAAGUGACCGAACCGAAGCUCCCGAAACUACCAGAUCCACCGGGGAGUCAGAGUCCGGACCGGACGAACCGGAUCCAGGUGAGGAGGAGGAGGAGGGCGAGCCGCCCGGACCGAAGACGCGAGAAACCCCGCAGGACAUCCGGCUGGAGGCGGCCGCCAACUCCGUGGCUCUGCACCCCAGCAGGGACGUGCUGGUGUGCGGGGACGUGGACGGAGACGUGUACGCCUUCUCCUACUCGUGCACGGAGGGGGAGAACCGGGAGCUGUGGUCGUCCGGACACCACCUGAAGUCCUGCCGCCAGGUGCGCAUCUCCGAUGACGGCCUGCAGCUGUACACCGUGUCCCGGGACAAGGCCGUCCACAUGCUGGACGUGGAGCGGGGACAGCUGGUCACACGGAUCCGGGGGGCCCACCUGGCCCCCAUCAACAGCCUGCUGCUCGUGGACCAGAACAUCCUGGCAACCGGAGACGACGGGGGCACCCUGAAGGUCUGGGACAUGAGGAGAGGGACGGCCAUCAUGGACCUGAAGCACCACGAGGAUUACAUCAGCGACAUCACCGUGGAUCAGGCCAAGAGGAUCCUGCUCACAGCCAGCGGUGACGGCACCAUGGGCGUCUUCAACAUCAAGAGGCGGCGCUUCGAGCUCCUGUCCGAGUACCAGAGCGGAGACCUGACCUCGGUGGCGCUGAUGAAGAGAGGGAGGAAGGUGGUCUGCGGCUCCAGCGAGGGGACCGUCUACAUCUUCAACUGGAACGGCUUCGGAGCCACCAGCGACCGCUUCGCCCUGAAGGCCGAGUCGGUGGACUGCAUCGUCCCAAUCACCGACAGCAUCAUGUGCACCGCCUCCAUGGAUGGGUACAUCCGAGCCAUCAGCGUCCUGCCCAACCGGGUCAUCGGCUGCAUCGGGCAGCACGUCGGUGAGCCCAUCGAAGAGAUCGCCAAAUCCUGGGAUUCCCGCUUCCUGGUCAGCUGUGGCCACGACCAGCUGCUCAAGUUCUGGGACGUCUCCAGCUUACCUAAAACCACCGUGAACGAGUACCGCAAGAGGAAGAAGAAAGACGGGCGGAUGAAGUCGCUAACCAAGAAGGCCCUCGGCGACGACGACUUCUUCUCUGGACUGGUAGAAGAAAGUGAGAAGCAGGAGGAAGAGGAGGAGGAAGAUGACAGCGACAGUGGUAGUGAUUAAAACUUUCAGUCGAUGCACCUCCUCUGGAGAACUGAGACGGGACUGGUGCUGUGGCUGCUUCCAGCUGCUCCUGCAGCUCCAUCACUUCACCUGCUACUGACAGAAGCAGCUGAAGGUGGCCUCACACAUCAGAUGUGAAUGAACAUCAGCUGAAGUUCUUUCAGCUGAUUGUUUCUGGACAACCUUUAAAAAUGUUGGGGAGAACACUGAACAGAUAAAAGUGACAUUUUGGAUUGAUGUGACAGAACCAACAGCUGCUCCACAUCUGUCCACCUCUCCAGGCUCUCUUCCAACUGCUCCCUACCCUCACUGCAGAUGGUACAGUCAUCAGAUGAAACAAAGUGUUCAGUUUACCUGACAAACAGACAGGAAGAUGUUUCAGUGUGAAAACUGGAAUAUUUAUAUACGUACUUAGUAAAUUUACCCAAAGCCUUCAUCUUAAAUGAGUUUAACUCUAAAUAUGGUAAAUUAUUUACAGGUGUUGGUAAUAAUAAUAAAAGAUGAU
Nematolebias whitei (Rio pearlfish) is the source of this 1780-nucleotide messenger RNA. It is a transcript of the gene wdr55, whose product is annotated as WD repeat domain 55. The record is from RefSeq and is a predicted model, not a curated record. The transcript has 4 exons. Lineage: Eukaryota; Metazoa; Chordata; Actinopteri; Cyprinodontiformes; Rivulidae. Gene Ontology annotation, molecular function: protein binding. The coding region runs from base 34 to 1275 and encodes 413 amino acids.